Micromonas commoda is the source of this 1725-nucleotide messenger RNA. RefSeq lists its product as hypothetical. Gene Ontology annotation, molecular function: nucleosome binding; protein binding. The record is from RefSeq and is a predicted model, not a curated record. The transcript has a single exon. Lineage: Eukaryota; Viridiplantae; Chlorophyta; Mamiellophyceae; Mamiellales; Mamiellaceae. Gene Ontology annotation, biological process: negative regulation of transcription by RNA polymerase II. The coding region runs from base 1 to 1698 and encodes 565 amino acids. Gene Ontology annotation, cellular component: ESC/E(Z) complex.
AUGACGCGCCUCGAGAUAUUCACCGGACGCGCGCGCCGGAGCCCGCUCGCGCAUCGUCUCGAAGCGCCCCCUCGCCUCGACCUCCUCGCUCCUCGUUCGUCUCCUCCUCGAUACACGGAUGAGAUCCGAGUGGUUCAAUUCGCCCCCGCCAUCGCCACACAGAGGGAGGCGCGGGUUCGGCGGUUGGGACGAAGAGCGUUCGCCAUGUACAGCCGUCGCAAGCUGAAGCACUGGCGCAGGCGCAAGAACGAGCUCGAGAAGAUGGGCAUGCGCUACAACGAGGGGCGGUACAAGCUCUCCUGCGUCGUCCGGCAGGAUCCCGCCGAUCACGUCUACUGCUGCGCCCUCAACACCGUCCACCUCGCGCACGCCGACAAGCUCGCCACCACGGCGGGCCCCAGGGCGUACGUGUACCGGCUCACCCCCGACGGCGGCGUGAAGCUCAUGCAGUGCUACGUCGACGAGGACGACGAGGAGGACUACUUCGCGUGCUGCUGGUGCGCGAGCGCCGUGCCGGAAAGAUCGGGCCGCCCCAUGCUCGCCGUCGCCGGCGGGUACAAGGGCGUCGUCCGCGUCAUCGACUGCGUCUCCCGCGUCGUCAAGGUCAACCUCCGCGGCCACGGCGGCGGCGUCAACGACGUCAAGGCCCACCCGCUCCGCCCGCACCUCCUGCUCACCGCCAGCAAGGACGAGAGCUGCAGGCUGUGGAAUCUCGACUCGGGCGCGUGCGUCGCCGUCUUCGCGGGCGAGUUUGGGCACAGGAACGAGGUCCUCUCCGUGGACUUCAAGCCCGGGGUGGACCCUUACGACGACGCACCGGGCGGUGACUCGUCGGGUGGGGGAUCGUCCGGGGGACGGAACGGUGUCGGACAGAAUGGUGUCGGACAUGUUCCGGACGACUCAGCCGGCGACGUCGUGUUCGUGUCGGGCGCGAUGGAUAACCAGAUCAAGGUGUGGAGCACGCGGGGGUACCCCGGGCUGGUGCGAAGGAGCGACGGGUGGAGAAAGGGUUCCACGGCGAGUGGUGACUCACCGCCCGGUGAGUCACCGCCCGGUGGGGGCGAGAAAACCGCGAACAUUGCGUUUCCCACGGCGCACGUGCAGACGCCGACGUUCAGCUCGCACAAGGUGCACGGCAACUACGUGGACUGCGUGCGGUGGUUCGGCGACCUCGUGCUGAGCAAGAGCGUGGAGAACGUCGUCACGCUGUUCCAGCCGCGACUCGGCGGGGUCGGGGAUCUGGUCACCGGGUCGGGGUUCCGAAAGGUCCAGGACUUUCCCUUGCGCAAGUGCGACAUCUGGUUCAUGCGGUUCGCGCUGGCGCCCGACGCGACGCACAUGUGCUGCGGCAACACCGCCGGAGAGGUGUUCGUGUGGAGGAUGGGCGGCGGGGGGGGCGGGCACACCGCACACACCACCGCGAGCGCCACGUUGGCGCACAAGCGCUGCGUCAAGGCGGUGCGACAGACGGCGAUGACCGCGGAUGGGCGAAUCGUCAUCGCGGCGUGCGACGAGGGCACGGUGUGGCGGUGGGACCUCGUCGACGCGGGAGCCGGCGGGGGAAGCGUCGGAGGGGAGAAGAGGGCGAGGACGGAGAAGGACGACGCGACGGACGAAAAAGGGAGGGGGGACGAGGGAGUCGACGGCGGGGACGUCGUCACGGGGGCGAGUGGGGACACCAUCGAGAUACUCGACUGAAAGAAAAAACGCUAAUAAACCGCUAAA